AUGCGUCGGUCUUCAUUACGUUCCAACGGAACCCCAUCUUCUAGUAGACAUGAUUCAAUAGAGCCAGCCGUCUCAAGCGGCAGCCGUCUUACUCGCUCUGCCUCGUCUAGAAAUUUGUCAGCCACCCCUCAGCCGAACGACCCAGAUGUCGUUGGCUCUGAUACAGGUGAUUCUGUCACGUCUAAGAAGCCAAGGGGACGACCUAGGAAGUCGUUACUUAUCGAAAGUAUGACCAACUCUACCUCAUCGUCUUUCGUGGACGACGUUCCAGCACCUGCUCGGCGGCCGGGCAGACCUAGAAAGUCUACCACUGCUACGAGUGUGUCUCUUUCUUCAGCCCCCACCCCUAUGAAUGCAUCUUCAGAGGAUGACCUUUCUACUCCCCCAACAAGCAACCUUCCAACCCCUCUCGCCACAGAUUUGUAUGCCCCAGUAUUGAAAUUAGGUUCAUCAUCAUCAAUGGUUGUUGAAAUUCCGACUCGUAAUGGGAGACCAGACGGGGCAAAUCGGGAACGAGCCCUUCGGUCAAGCAAAUUCUCCAUGGUCUCCAACGCUCGAAAUAAGAAGUCUGAAAUUGGAGACAGCGAUGAAGAUGAGGAAGAAUUUUCAGACAAUUCCCCUAAUGCUCAGGUUGCUCGCCGACUACAGAGGGAAGAGAAUGCUAAACUUUCCCCCCCGAACCCUCGGUCUACCCGUCGAUCAUCAAAAUUUACGCCAGUCCCUGGCCAAUCAAAUCAAGCUGGCCCCAAGCGUGGAAGGGCUUCUACAGAUGCGGCAACUAGGGCGAGCCGGUCUUCCAAAAGAGCUAAACUCGUCAUAUCCGAUUCUGAGGACCAGCUUGAUGUGGAUGAAGAGCUUGCGCGUGGUCUAGACUAUGAGAUGAACGAUGCUGGCGCAUUAUCAACUGUCGAGAAUGAUGGCGACACUGAAGAACACACUGAAGAUGAGGAGGAUGAGGAGGAGUAUGAUGCCAAUGAAGUUGAUGAUGUCGCCGCUUUGUCUCGAGCGCAGCCCAAAUCCUCGAUAAGGACAACAGCGAAAAGUAACAACCGAAGGUCCCGGGGACCAGGAACUGUCCCCACCGAGAGAACCCCCCAAAGCAAUGAUGUUGAUAUUCUAACUGAGGGUUCUGAAGCGGACGAGCCGACUCCUUCUGAGCCAAGCAUGUCUCUUAGUUCGAACCUUAGUAGUGAGGAGGACGAAGAGGAGGUACCGCUUGCGAGGAUCACAGAGCAGCGCCGAGCCUACAGACGACCAGAGAACCGAGGGCGGGUCAAGAAAGAACGCAGUCGUCUCGAGAAACACCAUCCGGAGCUGUUAACAAUGUGGAAAGAUCUUGAGGAUAUGCCAGUUCUCAAAGUUGGAAAAGCGCCACAACCCUCAACAAUAUCCCGGCAGCUGAAGCCAUUUCAACUUGAGGGGCUUGCUUGGAUGAAAGCAAUGGAACAGCACAAAUGGAAAGGCGGUCUCCUUGGUGAUGAGAUGGGACUUGGCAAAACAAUCCAGGCGGUUUCGCUUAUCAUGUCGGAUUACCCUGCUAAGCAGCCAUCUUUGGUGCUUGUCCCGCCUGUUGCUCUUAUGCAAUGGCAAUCGGAAAUAAAAUCGUACACUGACGGAACACUCAAGACCUUUGUUUUCCACGGUACUAACCAGAAGUCAAAGGGAAUGACUGUCAAAGAAGUGAAGAAGUACGAUGUCAUCAUGAUGUCUUACAACAGUCUGGAAUCCAUGUAUCGGAAGCAAGAGAAGGGGUUUAAACGCAAGGACGGUAUGUACUUCGAGAAGAGUAUCAUCCACGCAGUCCAGUUUCAUCGAGUCCUUCUUGAUGAGGCACACAGUAUCAAGACAAGGAGCACCAUGACUGCCAAGGCAUGCUUUGCUCUCAAGGCAGAUUAUCGAUGGUGCUUGACAGGAACCCCUCUCCAGAAUCGCAUUGGCGAGUUUUUCUCUCUCGUGCGUUUCCUCAACAUCAGCCCCUUUGCAUCCUAUCUGUGUAAGCAAUGCCCAUGCUCGACUCUGGAAUGGAAUAUGGAUGAAGAAAAGCGUUGCUCCCAGUGCAAUCACGCGGCUAUGCAACACGUAUCCGUUUUCAACCAGGAAUUGCUGAAUCCCAUUCAAAAGUUUGGAAACCUAGGACCCGGUCGCAUCGCCCUCGGAAAGCUACGACUAAUGACUGAUCGAAUUAUGUUGCGUCGGCUCAAGAAGGACCACACUAACUCUAUGGAGUUGCCUGUCAAGGAGAUUUAUGUUGAUCGCCAAUUCUUUGGCGAGGAAGAGAAUGAUUUUGCCAAUAGUAUCAUGACAAGUGGUCAGCGCAAGUUUGAUACAUAUGUGGCGCAAGGUGUUCUCCUGAACAACUAUGCCAACAUUUUUGGAUUGAUCAUGCAGAUGCGCCAGGUUGCCGAUCACCCGGAUUUGAUCUUGAAGAAGAACGGCGAGGGGGGCCAGAACGUACUUGUUUGCUGCAUUUGCGAUGAGCCAUCCGAGGAUACCAUCCGCAGCCAGUGCAAACAUGACUUUUGCCGAGCUUGCGUGACAAGCUACGUCCAUUCUACCGACGUGCCUGACUGUCCCCGCUGUCAUAUUCCCCUGACCAUUGACCUUGAGCAACCUGAGAUCGAACAGGACGAAGCUCUUGUGAAGAAGAAUUCCAUUAUCAAUCGUAUCAAGAUGGAAAACUGGACCUCGUCUUCCAAGAUCGAGCUGCUUGUCCAUGAAUUACACAAGCUACGUUCUGACAAUGCGACCCACAAGUCCAUCAUUUUCUCGCAAUUUACUACCAUGUUACAGCUUAUUGAAUGGCGCCUUCGCCGAGCUGGUAUUACAACAGUUAUGCUGGACGGCAGCAUGACGCCUGCCCAGCGUCAGGCCUCGAUUGAACAUUUUAUGAACAAUGUGGAUGUUGAAUGCUUCUUGGUUUCUCUCAAGGCCGGGGGUGUCGCUCUGAAUCUGACGGAAGCUUCCCGUGUCUUCAUCGUUGACCCGUGGUGGAAUCCUGCGGCAGAAUGGCAAUCAGCCGACCGAUGCCAUCGAAUUGGCCAAGCUCGGCCUUGUACCAUCACAAGACUCUGCAUAGAAGAUUCAGUAGAAAGCCGAAUGGUGUUGAUUCAAGAGAAGAAGACAAGCAUGAUUCACUCAACCGUCAAUUCGGAUGAUAAAGCUUUGGAGUCUCUUUCACCACAGGAUAUGCAGUUCCUGUUCAGGGGGUCUUAA
Molecule: messenger RNA, 3213 nt
Organism: Clonostachys solani
Lineage: Eukaryota; Fungi; Ascomycota; Sordariomycetes; Hypocreales; Bionectriaceae
Source: the annotation of a GenBank genome assembly